Molecule: messenger RNA, 6279 nt
Organism: Moneuplotes crassus
Lineage: Eukaryota; Ciliophora; Spirotrichea; Euplotida; Euplotidae
Source: the annotation of a GenBank genome assembly
AUCAUAUUUCUGUUAUCAGUAGUGGCAUCCUCGAUGUGCUGACAAGAUGGGUAUUAUUCAUUCAACAAUGGAUGUAAGCCAUGCGAUUCCUCAUGAAAGACUUGAUCCUCAGAUGCAAGUUGAGACACUUGUGAACUUUUUAUGCAACUUUCAGCUUCUAAUUUUUGAGAAUAUUGUCCAGAUGGAGAAUACUUCGAUUUCACCUCCAAACUUUGCAGAAGCUGCCCUAGCACUUGUGAUGGAGCUUGAGCAUAUCAGAGUAGCUGAUUUGAGUGUCCAGUUGAUCAGAGUUUAGAUUUGAAGACUUUGGAAUGAGUUGAUAGUUGUGACUCAUUAACCCAGGUCAAAUUAACAGGUUUACAAAUCUCAUUUCCGAGUGUUUGCAGAGAUUUUGAAUAUUACGUAGAUCCUACUUCCACCGAGAUUAUUGAGCUUGGAACUCAAAAGUAUCCCUACAGAACAUUGAAAUCAGUGACAUCAGAGAUCCUAAACCACCUGUCUCACAAACAAGUAGAAGUCACGAUCUACACCAAAGAUGUCUACUUAGAAGACAAGACAAUGCUCUUCAUCAAUAUCACAAACAUAAAAAUUACAACUCAUCCUGAUUUCAUUCCAUGCGGUCGCAAGGCCAGACUCACCCUCACAGAAUUCAUCCAACCUACCCUCAGCUCCAAAGCAAGGGUUCACUUACUAUCUCACACAGAUCUCCCAUUCAAAGCACUAAUCACAGAAGGCAACUUCACUGACUCUGAAAAAACACAGACAGAUAGCUUGAAUUCCAACUGCAUCGUUCGGUCAGGAAUAGAAUUCAACAACAUUGAUAUAUACAGAGAGCAAAUUGACCAUAGCAAGGACAUUCUAUUCCUGCAAGCGAUCUAUCUCCAGAACAUGGACAUCAGAUUUAUCAAUACAUUCAUCAACAUAAGUGGACAAGUGCUCUUAACAAUAGACCCGUUCAACCUGGUAAUUCAUGACUCAAAGAUUGAUAUGUUCACGCUGACAAUGCAAUUUUUGAUGUAUGCUGGGUGUAAUUACCCAGAAGCAUACACAACUGCCACUAUCGAUGUGAGGAACUAUACAAUGAUGAACUCUAAAGACCGGGUUAUAAAUAGGAAUCCAUAUGGGAUUGAUUCAAACCAUGCGGGUAAUUGGACAAUCAAGGAUCUUGAUGCGACGACUUACUAUGGAACCAUCACUAACGUUGUCUCUUCUAUUAGUAUUGUCCAAUUUCCUAAUUGUAAUCCUGAUGAUGAUUUGAUCAAAACUAUUGAUAUUGAUGGGGCAGAUUUCAGUCUGCCAGACUCAGAUCCUUCAAAGAUUAGCGGGUUUCAUAGUGAUAUAUCAGUGCAGCAUUAUCGGCCGAUACAUAUCAUUGGGCAAAAUUUGCAUUUCUUCAAUUUAUCAUAUCCAGGAUUUCCUCUUCUUGCUUUAGGAGGUACUCAAAUUGACACUCUGUAUAUUAAGAGUAUGAAGGUUACAAAUUGAGAUUUAGUUGAUGCUCUGUUUUAUUCAGCAAUGGUAAAAGAGGUUAUUUUUGGAGAUAAUACUCAAGCAGAACCCUCAAUUGAGAUUGAUUCUUUAUCAAUUAUGAUACCUUCUGCUUUCUUGGUUCAGUAUCUUCAAAAAUUUGAGAUAAAUAAUCUCAAAUUAACUAAUUUUACUGGCUCUCCUGCAGUCGAUCUAGCAUUUAUCCAAUUUAUGCUAUUCCCAAAUUCUAUAUUUCAGGUUCGAUCUUUAGAAGUGAUUCAAUCUAACUUCUUACGUUCAAAGUUGGUAUUGCAAUCAGAAUUUAUGAAUCAAGUAAUUUUUGAAGACAUAAGUGUAAAAAGUUGUUUAAUCAAUCCUUCAAGCAGCUUAUUUUCUUUGAACAGUAUUCAAAGUAUUCAGUUUUCCAAUGGAAUUUUUGAUGGAAUAGUUGUUAGUGAUCCAAACGAUAUUUCUAGUUCUAUUAUCAGCUUGGAAGACUAUACCUUACAAAAUCCUCUCAAUUCUCAGAUCCUUAAUGUUGAGGUGUUUACUAGUCAAGUAUCAGUGUUCAACAUUGAGAAGUUGUCUGGAAGUGCACUGGAAGAGCAGAUUUUUGAAUUUACAAAUAUUUUUGUGCAUGACAUGAUCAUUCCGAGUUCAAGAAGUCUCAUUGAUACAUCUGGUUUUGUAGGUACUGGAGACCUCAAAGUCAUAAUGGAUAACCUCACUUUUGUAAGAGUUAAUUAUAGCAGAAGUGGAAAUAACCUCAAAUUCAGUCAUAGUCUAGAUAACGAAAUCAUUGUCAAGAAUUCGCAUUUCAGUAACUCUGAUUCCUCAUCGAUACUCCUGGAUAGAUCUGGGGAUGGAUCUGAUGUCAGAACUGUUGUAAAAUUUGAGAAUGUCACAUUCUCUAACAACAUUGUUAAGAAUAAAGCAGCUAUCCAAGCUAGCAAUGCAGUGAAACUGAUUUUAGUUGAUUCUGUGUUUACUCAGACAGGUUCACUUUUUGAAAGAUCCACACUCUUUCAUUCAGAAGAAGGCUCUGAACUUGUAAUUACAAACUGAGAGUUCAGUGAGAACUAUGGACUUGCAGCAUCCCUGUUUACUAUGGAGUCUGGGUCACAUGUUCAAUGUUCUAACUGAACAAUUAAGAAUAACUUUGCACUAUCUGGAGGACUUGCUAGAGCUAUAAACAAUGGAUAUUUCAGCAUUGUAAACUCAACAAUCACACAGAAUCAUGCAAUCCAGGCUUCAAUUGCUCAGAUUUUUGAUGCCUCUGAAACCAGUACAGUCGAUAGUUCUGAGCUGUUCAAUAAUAGCCCGAUCACGAGUAAUGAAUACGAAUCAGAGACGACUUCAUGUUCCAAGCUGUGUUUCCUGUCUGAUGAGUUUAAACAGUAUGUGGAAAAUGAUAAUUUGCAUAAACUGGUCGAGUCCCAAGUGCUGUUUGAAGUUAUUUCAGGGUCUUUUUCUGUCAGAAACAGCUCAAACAUUCACUCUGAGCAGCACCCAAUUCUGAGCUUAAUGUCAGACAUUGAGAUUGAUUCAUCAACUCUGAGAAACCUCUCGUUCUCAUCAACAUCGAUCAAAGUGGCCACUUCAACAAUUGUUCUGAACAAUGUAACUUUCGAAGACAUAUUUGCAGAAGCAAACUCAGAGCUGAUACUUGGAGAUAUUGGAAGUGUCCUUAACCUGACAGAUAUCAUCUAUAAAUCUUCGAAUGCUCUAUUCUUGAGAAUUUCUUCAAGCCAGCUUUAUGCAAACCAAGUAAUGAUCGAGAACAUCCAUACCCCUCAAGUACUGCUGAAUAUUGAGAAAGCAGAAAGGGUUUCAUUGAAUAAUUUUGAAAUCAUAAAUUCGACAGUGACCUCAGAUGAAUUGGUGCAUGUCUCAAGGUCUGCUCAAGUCGAAAUGGAUGGAUUUGUUGCAAGAAAUAACACUGACAAGAAUGUGAUGUCGAUCACCAAUUCUCAUGUUUCUCUUCUUCAAAAUCUCAACAUCAAAAGCUCUCUAAGAGCACUAGAAAUCAUCCAGACUAUCAUUGAUAGGAUUAAUGGGUCUACUUUCAUCAAUAAUGGGAACAUUGAUUCCAGUACCGGAGGAGCUAUCUUGGUGCAGAACAGCAAAGUUAGGAUUGAGAACUCCACUUUUAAUCACAAUGCAGGCUUGAAAGGAUCCGCCAUCGCUUUUGAAUGCACAUCUUUAGAACUUUGAGAUUUAUCACUGGAUGAUGUUAACUUUACAAAUCAGAGGGCAUCUCAACAAGGUGGAGCCAUAAACUAUAAUUAUAAACCUCCAGUUAUCACUAACUGCACAUUUACAAACAAUAGUGCCCAGUACGGACCUGACAUAGCAAGCUACCCAGUCAGAAUCAGAAUGACACAAGACAUACACUCGGAUAUGAGCCUGACAAAUGUAGGUCCUGGCAUUGGAUUGGACUCUUCAAUCAAACUUUCCCUAUUAGACUUUGACAAUCAGACAAUGGUAAUGAAUAAUGAUGAUCAGAUUUCAAUAUUUGCAGUAGACACUCAGAGUUCUUCAGUUAGAGGCACCAACACAGUUCAACUCGAAAAGGGAGUCUCAGAAUUUGACUCUAUCCAGUUUGUGUCUGAGAUUGGCUCUAAAAAUGUCAAGUAUAGAGCAGUAUCUAAAGCUAUUGACAAUACCAAAGUAAACAAACUCUUCAAUUCCUCAUUAGUGGAGAACCAGAUCACUGUGAAUUUCAGAUUUUGCAAACCUGGUGAACGCAUUGACAACCAAAAUAUAUGAACUGAAUGAUCAGCUGGCACUUACUCACUCAAAUGGAACUCUACUUUCUGUUCUAAAUGUAUGAACAAUGCUUUCUGACCUGGUAAAGAGCAAAUACAAGUCACUUCCGGACACUGGAGGAACACUAGAAACUCUACUGAGAUCAAGGAAUGCUUAAAGUCAGAUGCCUGCAAGGGAGGGUUCGAUCUUGACUCCACCCACCCAGUUGAAUGAGCAGAAGGAUACACUGGAAACCUCUGAAGCAAAUGAGUGGUCACUAAGAAUGUGAAGUAUGCACAAACUGGAGAUUAUGAAUGCUCCAAAUGCCCUAAUCCAGUGUUAAAUGCAAUCAGAGUUGUUGGUGCUGCACUUCUAGUGUUUGCAUUUCUAUGCUUCAUGAUUAUUAUUAACAUCAGGAAGACAAAAGAAAGUAAUUUAUCGGUUCUUUUCAGGAUCCUGACUAACUACAUUCAGAUUGUUUCAACCUCAAUCAGCCUGACUGCCAACUACCCAAGUUCUGUGACAUCGUUCUUUUCUAUAGUCGAUGAGAUUGGGUCUUCAAGUGAAACUUUCCUGUCAUUCGAUUGAUUCAUUGAAGAUUAUGAAGUGAAAGGUCCAUUUAGUUCAAACUCAGUGUUCAAACUAUUCUUGAUGGGUCUGUUGCCUAUUAUCCUAUUUACACUAGUUGCAUUAAUAUGGGUAAUUAUCAAAACUAUCGGGCCUUCCUCAGUAAAAAGCCUUGAGAGAAAUUUUGUUAUAUCCUUCAUUUCAAUCUUAUUCUUGCUGCAUCCAACGAUCACUGAACAAAGCUUUGGACUGUUUAGGUGUGUGGAGAUUGAUGAAGGAGUAAAUAAAGUUAGAAUAGAUAUGGAUAUGGAUUGUUACUCAUCAAGACAUUUAAAGUAUUGCCUGAUGAUAGCAGUCCCAAUCAUCUUGAUAUGGGUAAUAUGCUUUCCACUCAUCGCUCUGAUUCUGUUGAUAAAGUAUAUCAACAAACCUGGAGAAAACAAGAUCAAAAAUUACUUCUUGAUCCUGUUCCAGGGAUUGAACAAAUCUUCAUUUUAUUGGGAGUUUGUUAACACAGCAAGGAAGAUAUCUGUGAUCAUCACCUUUCCUUUCAACACUACUACCAGGCUAUUAUGUGCUUUGAUUGUUUUAAUUGUAUUCACAAGACUAAACGACACUUUGAAACCCUACAAAGAAAAUGCUUUCAACUCACUUGAAAUCUCAGGUUCAAAUGCAGGAAUUGUAAUACUCGCUGCAGGUCUAGUAUACUCCCAAGAUGAAGAAGUAAACUCCCUCAACACCAUAAUGAUGAUCAUAAUGAUAGUCUUCAACUGCCACUUCAUCCUGGAAUGGACUUACCAAUUCCUAAACCUAUACCUCACCCAGUACAAACUCCUACGCCCACUGUCCGCCCUCCUACGAAUCCUUCUCCUCAAGAAGAAACCGACCCCUCCUCCCUCAGAAGCCCCUUCCCACCCAAUCAACCAACCCUCAUCUCCCAGGAAGAAAAAGUCCAAGUCCAAGUACAAGCACAAGAAGUUGCUGAAGAAGAAGCAUUGCAAGAAGAAGCGCAUCAGGUUUGCCCACCAGUCCAGGAGAGACAUGAAGAGUCCAGACAAGUUAGCCAAGGAUCCAUCGUAUCUCAAGAAAGUUUUAGAAGAAGGAGUCAUCUUUGAUGAUUUGAGUGAAACAGACAGAGCACUUAUGUUGAAUAAAAUUAGCACGAGAAGAGGAGGAAAACUGUUUUGGCCCUCUGCUAGAAAAAAUGAAUUGUCGAUAGAGGGGAGAUCAAGUCUAGAAGAUGGCAUUGAUUUAUAUCAAGAAAAUGGAUUCUCGUUGCAGAAAAGCAUACAAGCACCACAGAUGUUUGCAAACUUGAAGGAAGAGUCCAAAAGUCAUCCUUCAAGAGACAGCCUUGAAAUCCCAGUAGCAAGUUCCUCUGACAACCCAGACUCAUUAAUCCCUGCAGAUUUGAUUUUAGAAUGAAGUAAGGAAUCAAACGAAGAGAGCUCAAAAUUCAAAACCCCAAAAAACCCAAUAAAUGCUUCAUAUGCUUAA